AUCCUCCCAGGAAAGAGGCAAGGGUGGGAUGCCUUCCAUCCCCAUAAUACAGAUAGGAAAACUGAGGUGACGCACAAGGGAAAGGAUCUGCCUAAGGCCGUGGAGUAAGUGGUAGAGUCAGGACGACCAGGCCGCAGAUCAAGCAGCUCCCAGGUCCUGUGCAAAUGGACGGGGCCGGUCAAGUUAUCCCAGCUGCAGACCAGGAACGGGGAGGGCAGGGCAGGAGGAAGUCACCGGCCAGGACAGGGCCACCUUGCUUCCAGUUCUGCCUGCGUGGACUCAGGGGGGUGGGCAGCAGCCAGCAAACGAGGCCACUCCUGAGCCCACGACCGCUGGGACUUUGAAAUUGCUAACCACAACAGGAUGGGGCCCCCUCUUCCAUCCAUCCCCCUGACCUCUAGCCAAGCCCUGAAGCCUGGCCUCCACCUUCUGACCUGACCGUGGGGACAAGAGCUCAUGGUGGGGGACAAGCUGUGCCAGCGGCUACCAUCUCCCCAACUCAGCCCCUAAGAUAACAUCAAAAGGACAGAAGUUUCCAGUCCAUGCUGGAAUGUGGUUUUCCAGCUGACGCAGACAGAGCCUACUUCUACAGCCCCACUGCCUGGGGAUCUAGGGAGACAGAAGUCACUUCUAGGAGCGUUUUCACUGCUCGUCAAACAAGCUGGAGCCUGCCCGGGGAAAAAACAAUGAAGAAAAAUCCCAAAGCUCAGCUGGCUGAGCUCCCGGCCUCCGGCCUAUCCGAUCUUGGACAAAUGGCCCUGCAGGUCCCCAGGGUCUUGCCUUCCCAGGGGUCCAGCUGUUCUUGGCACUGUCCCUCUGGGUAACAUGGUGGCCGGGGGUGGAGGACAGGGAGCAGAGGGCACGCCCGAGUAGCUAGCGGCAUGGAAACAGACAGACUUGGCCAUGCGGACUCAAGUUCCGCAGUUUCUCUGGGCCUCAGUUGCUGCAUCAGUAAAAUGGGGAUGAGGGAAAGUGCCAAGAAUGAAAAGCCCUCGGCGCAACCCCUGGCUCACAGCCCAGGCGGUGGGAGCUAGCACCGUGAGUUUUGGAAAGGGGUAGGUGAAGGGAAAGGCGGUGGAAAGAGAGAGCUACAGAUUGCUCCCCUAAAACCGCCUGGAAGCAAAGCCCACAGGCCCCAGGCCGGCCCCUCCCCUGGGGACUUGGCCAAAGACCUAGAAGUACAGUUGCAUCACUGAGUAUUCAGGGGUUAAUGAUGGGGAGUGGACAGGACCCAGUAUUUAACUAAUUGGGGAGGUGCCCUGAGAUCAGAGGCACCCCGCUCACUUCCUUCUCCUGCAGCCCUGCUCCUCUGCCCCCUGCUCACCUCCCCUCCCCCCCCAAGGAUGAAGCCUCCCCCUCUUCUGACCUUCCUUUGCCUUCUGGUGGCCCUGGCUGGCGGGAACCUGGUCCAGUUUGGGGUAAUGAUUGAGAGGGUGACGGGGAAGCCGGCACUGCAGUACAAUGAUUACGGCUGCUACUGUGGCGUUGGUGGCUCCCACUGGCCCGUGGAUCCAACAGACUGGUGCUGCCAUGCCCAUGACUGCUGCUAUGGGCGUGUGGAGAAGCUGGGCUGUGAACCCAAACUGGAAAGGUAUCUCUUCUCUGCCAGCAGGCACAACAUCUUCUGCACCGGCAGAACCACCUGCCAGCGUCAGACCUGCGAGUGUGACCGGAGGGCUGCCCUCUGCUUCCGCCGCAACCUGGACACCUACAACCGCAGCUACGUCCGCUACCCCAACAAGCUGUGCAGCGGCCCCACGCCGCCCUGCUAGGGCCUGGCCCCACCUCCUGCCUGCGUCCGGCCUCCAGCUGCUGUAGCCCCGGGGCCUGGGCAGCAAUGACACCACCAGCCCUCCCUCCGGAAAAUUCCUUACCUGCAAACCCAUCCCUCCCUGAGAGCUCCUAGAGUGUGGUCUGGACCGUGGCUGGCCUCCUGGGCCACAUCUUCCCCCCUGCUGGGAACAGCCACCGUGCCCAGGAGCCAAGGGACCCUUUAGCCCCCCGGAGAUUCUAUAACCCAGCCCUGAGAUCUCGGUUUCUGCUUCUGAAUAAGUGAAUAAUGUCCCGUAAUCCUAAUAUUCCCUGAUUCUCAGAUUCUAUCAUUAUAGAAUUUAAUUAGUUUA
Acinonyx jubatus (cheetah) is the source of this 2123-nucleotide messenger RNA. RefSeq names its product group IIE secretory phospholipase A2. Gene Ontology annotation, molecular function: phospholipid binding; calcium ion binding. The record is from RefSeq and is a predicted model, not a curated record. Gene Ontology annotation, biological process: lipid catabolic process; arachidonate secretion; phospholipid metabolic process. Lineage: Eukaryota; Metazoa; Chordata; Mammalia; Carnivora; Felidae. The transcript has 4 exons. The coding region runs from base 1344 to 1772 and encodes 142 amino acids.